AUGCGGAAUUCAAGCAGCCAGCGCCUCCCAGUCAAGAGACCGCGGCCACGGGAAGCAGAGGAGCCCGAGCUGGGGCGAAAAGGGAGAGUGGCCUCUCAUCACAGAGCACUCUCCCUUUUCCAUCCAUUACCUUUUGCUCUGACACGGGUCUGCAUGGCUCAGUAUGAGAAUAACUUCAACACUUGGGCCUUUAAUGGAGGAAAUAGCAAUGGCAGUAGUGACUAUGGGAUCUUCCAGCGGAACAAGUGGUGGUGCAAAGACAACAGGCAUUCCUCAGAAAAUGCCUGCAACGUAAUGUGCAACAAGUUUAUGAAUGAUGACAUUGAUGAUGACAUCCACUGUGCCAAGACAGUUGUGAAAGAUCCUAAUGGGAUGUCUGCCUGGGUGGCCUGGGUAUAACACUGCAAAGAUUUGGAUUUGUCCAAAUACCUGGCUAGCUGUAAGCUGUCAGACUGUCUUUGAAUGUGGUUCCUGAAGAAUGUUGCCCAGAAGACAGGGCAACUCAACAUUUUUGGAGGCUCUGAAUCUUCCCCCAUCCCUGCCUCCAAAAUAAAAAUUACUCAACCUGUCUCAAGUAGCAUGUUUAAAGGCUGGGUCAUGACGAAGACUUUCUGCAGAAACUUCUGCUGGAAAUCUUGUUCUCUCCAAGACUACCACUCAAGUUUCCCUGGAGUUUCCCAUAUCUCUUCUGGAAAAACAUUUAAGGAAAAUCCUUGCCUGAGAACUUCUUGGGUGUUACCCAGUCUGGGCUCAAAGUGACACUUGAACAUGGCAUUCAAGAUGCCAGCUUUUAUGGAAUUCAUUUAGUGGAGGUAGCUACCCUUAUUUUCCAUUACCAGGAAGGCAAGCUCAGGAUGAAACUGAAGAAAAUUGUGAGAAAGAUUUGGUUUAGAGAUUGGGAAGGACUGGAAGAAUAUCAGAAUGAUUAUGUUAGUUACUGUAAAUGUCUAAGAUGCUGUAACAGAAUUCCAAAAAUAUAGUACGAGUAAUUUAUUUGUCUCUCACAUAACAAUCCAAAGUGGGUAGACAGACUCCUUUGAAACCCAGGAUCUUUCCAUCUUGCAUCUCCACCAUCCCCUGCAAUCGUGCUACUCAUAGUGUGAUUCAUGGACCAGCAGCAUCACUUUUCACCUGGGAGCUUGUUAGAACUACGAAUCUGGAGUCCACUGCCAACCUACUGAAUCCUUGUUUUAAUAGUUUAAUGAGCUCUCCAGGUGAUUCUUAUGUAGAGUAAAAUUAGAGAAGCACUACCUUAGAGUACUGUCCUCAUCUAUAUGGACAAAGCUGGAUGGAAGGUACAUCCCUGUUCCAGUUUGUGGGAGGGGGAAUGAGGGUGGAGAACACACGUGCAAAGUUUUAAAGCCCAAGCCUGGAAGAGGCACAUCACUUCCACUUAAAUUCCAAAGGUAAGAAUUUAAUCACACAACCAUACCUAGCUGCAAG
Molecule: messenger RNA, 1443 nt
Organism: Trichechus manatus latirostris (Florida manatee)
Lineage: Eukaryota; Metazoa; Chordata; Mammalia; Sirenia; Trichechidae
Product: lysozyme C, milk isozyme-like
Exons: 4
Molecular function (GO): lysozyme activity
Source: RefSeq, a predicted model, not a curated record